AUGGCAACGGCUGUCUCGUUCACAACAUUAUCGCAUCAGCUCACUUCGGACUUGCAAACGCUGGCGUCAGAGUCCAAAAGACGAAACUCGGAAAUCAGAUAUGCUAGUGAGAAAUCUAUCAAAAUUUUGAAAACUGUACACUCUUUUCAAGAGCUUUCAAGGCAUCCCGAUUUCGUUUCGCCAUUUAUACAGUCAUGUUCGUCGAAAAACGCCAAAUGCACGACUAUUUCAAUGCACUGUUUCCAGAGGCUUUCUGUCGACAAAUGCAUACCGUCUGAGCGGAUUCCAGAUGUCUUACAGGCGUUUUCAGAUUCGACCAGGUUGGCCGUCGAAAUCCAGCUUAAAGUGCUCCAGAUUUUGCCCAUGUUUUUCAAGACUUACAGUGAUCAGAUAAUUGGCCCAUUGAGCGCCAAGUUGCUCGUCUGUUGUACAGACCUUCUUCAGAUUCCAAAUAAGGCUCCAAUGGUCGUCGGUACCGCGAGCGCUACAUUACAACAGCUUGUUAAUAGUAUGUUUGAACGAUCCAGGGCGGAGGAAGUCAAAGAAUAUGAAGUAGCAACCAGCAACAGUGAUUUCAUGAAGGUGGGACCUCUUCAGUACGAUAUCAACCGCAUUUUCCACGAUCUGUGCAGCUUAAAUGGCACGACCGACAAGAGCACAAUACUGAAAGUGAGCUGCAUACCUGAAGAAUAUGGUUUGGAAAUUCUAGAAAGUUUAUUUCAAAAUCAUGCGUCCCUGCUCAGACGUCAGCUAGAUUUACAAUUUAUCUUGCGAACCAAAGCUGUGCCACUCCUGCUACGCUCCUAUUCUUCCUCCAAGCAUUUUCCUUUGGUUGUCAGAAGCUCUCGAUGUAUCGCCCUUUUGAUCAGGGUAGAUUUUUUGAAGAUUUUGGAGCUCGAGCUCGAGGUUAUUCUAUCACUGCUUGUACACACGUUAUCGGAAAAUUCGGACUCACCGCACUGGAAAAAGAUUCUUUCGCUGGAAGUUAUCCAAAUAAUUUCUAAAGAUUUCGAUCUAUUACUGGGGAUAUAUCUCACCUACGACAACAUUGCAGAAAGAAAGGACAUACUCAGUUCACUCCUGAGCGCUUUCUUACAGUUGCUUACCACCAAGCCUUACGAGGCAAACCUACACAUCUUGACUGUGUUGCCAAGUCUCGAUAUGGCUCUUAUUUCUCAAGAACAUUCUGUGGCCCGCAUCCCAUUCAUCGAGCUGUUGGACAAAGCUACAGCCCCUUAUGUCGAUGAAAAUUACAUUCUAUACCUAGUCUUGUCGAUUUCUAACUCCAUUUCUGACAAGAUGGGCUUAAAAGCUUUGUCGCUUUCCCAGGGAGAGAAAAACGAAACCUUAAUGAAGAAGGCGGUGUUGAUGUUCUCUCAUGUUUUCCAUGAAUUAUUAAAAAUCCAUGAGAAGUGGUUGUACGCUGCCUCUUUGGAUACUUCACUCUUCAGGUCAGUGGUAAGAUCUUUUCAAAGGCUAGGACAGGCUGCAGGAAUUUUUGGACUCAGUGACAUGCUCAGCCAAUGCCUGCAAAUAUUUUGUGUUGCCGUUAUACAAAUAGAAGAAGAGGUUCUCUCGUCACCACCCGAAGAAGAAGGAUAUUCUUCAUCUAAUGGGGUCUUCACAGCCCUUGCGGACACCUUCAGCGAACCGGGCUUGCCAAGCCAUAGUGUUUCUCAUAAAUCGCAAGCGCUUCAGCGUCCCAGAUAUCAAAGAACUAUUGGUCUAUUUCGGGCAAUGAUAUCUCUCUCAAUCUCCCUGGGAUCUUCGUUCACAGUGGAAAAUUGGAGAUACGUUUUGGUAGCCUGGCAAUGGACAGCUCAUUAUAGUGAGGAUGAGACGAAACCUUUCGACUCUAGUAACAAGAGCCCUCAAAAAUGUAGGCUCUCAAAAUCAGAUAUCACCGCAAUCGAAUCAAGUGUUUCGAAAUUAGUAGAAAGCACAGAAACUUAUUCUAAUGAAUCUUUCUCGAUUUUAAUCGAGAGCAUGAUGACUGAGGCGAGAAACACUCUACGACUCGAUGAGGAUUCUGACCUCAUAACUGAAACCGAUUUUCGUCCACUUGAUAAAGCAGGUAGCCCACAAAACUGCAAAUUUAAUCGAAACUUCUUCUUGAGUGGAAUCGGUAUUAUAGCAGAAUAUAAUUCCGGUCGACUCACAGAAAGCAAGGGUCAACGGUGUUGGAGUAAAAUUGUUGAUUUUUUGAUUGAAAUUGCUUCAAGGCGCCAUUCGGAUUCUUCUUUCACUACCUCUAGAUUAUGCGCGGCCAGUGCUUUGACGAAUCUAUUGUCUGAAGUGGCAGUUGGGUUCUCUGACGCGAAAAACACGCAAGAUAGGGAAAUAAUCAACUUAAUACAAGAGCACAUUUUGAAUGCACUCCAAAAAUUGAUCAAGGCCAUCGUUAAGCUUGGAAUUUCAAAAGAUGACGUUUACAGUGGAACGGUUAACACAGAAUUCGAAAUCAUUUUUUUGGUUCUUCGAACUCUGAAGCGAUUCUUAGAUGAUUUUGGAGAGUCAAUGAAAUCGUCUUGGGAUAUGGUUUUUGAGAUCCUCAAUUCACCUUUCAUGAUUACCGGUGGCAAUCUCGACUUGACGGGAUUUGAUGGCGUUGAAGAUAACUCUAUGCUUGAAGUAAUGACCACCAAAAACAAUAGCAUGAUACAAAUGUCUUUUGACGUUUUCAAGUUAAUCACUGACGAUUUUCUACAAACUUUACCUUUGAAAGCCAUUGAGAGUUUGAUAGACACGUUGGUGCAUUUUGUUUCUCAAAAGGAAGAUUUGAACAUAUCAUUUUCGUCAAUAAGUCAGUUUUGGAUCGUGGGAGACUAUUUAAGGGUUUGCAUUGAAAGUACUGACCAGUCUCAGAAGUCUUUGAGUCCUGCAUUUCUAGAGAAUCUGUUCGAAACUUCAACUGUUAAAGCUCUCACAAAUCUAGCACAGAACAAAUUCGAGAAAUGUAAUGCUUUAUGGUUGUAUCUUUUGGAGAACCUAAUACGAUGCAGCAGCGAUCCAAGAAUUGAGGUGAAAAGUGGAGCUCUUCAAACAUUUUUCAGAAUAGUGGAUUCUCACUCCUCCUGUUUCCCGCCUUGGGAUGUAGUCGCGUUGAGAGUUGUUAAGCCAAUGGUCGAAGAUGCAAGUGCUUUCAAAGAUAAUGCACAGUAUGCCGAGUUUGUGCAUGUAAAACUAAAUGGUUUGGUACAUUUAUUUGAAACGCAUCUCAAUAAUCCUGCUACCUGCGCACCUUUCAUGACUUCAUGGCUAGCGUUUAUCGAGUACAUGAAAAGUCUAACGUCAAGGUCAUCUUUUGAUGUCACUUUCGCAGUUUUUGUCAAUUUUAAGCUUUUCUUGGAAGUUGCGGCUCGAAUCCAGGAUGUUCCAGUUCAAAUUAUUGAGCAAUGUUACAAGUUUUGGUCAGGCUAUGAUAUUGUCUAUACAGACUACUCAGCGGCGUCGGAAUUCAAAAGAAAAACAAGCUACGAUUGCAUUGAGCAACUUCUCUCUUGUUAUCCUUCUUUACACACGCUUUUGGUUCAAAAGAAACUAUUUGAUGGAAAGAAAAUGGAAGCCGCCUUGAAUGUGCUCAAUACGGCCGCCAGGUAUCCUUUACUUCCUGGUUUUGCGUCUGAUCACAAGAAGCCCUCUUCUUUGCAAUCUCUUGUGCUUCAAUGCCUCGAUGUUUUUGACAUUAAUCUAUCAUGCAAACUCGAAGCUUUGUUCCUAGCCCAGUUAAGUGCGUUCGUUGUCUUGCCGUUUGAUGCUCGGCAAAAAAUUGAAAUGAAAUUAGCUCCCAAACUCACGAGUGCAUCAUCCAGUGCCAAAGUGCCCUCUUUCGAGGCAGUGAGUUAUAAGGCCUGUUUGUUUUUACAUCACCGCUUAAUAACCUUGCUCGAAAACAAUGCAGAAUUUCUCGAUCCGAAGCACAUUUUGAGAUUAAGCAAAAACCUACAAGACGUGGUUAAAGCCAAGUCUCUCAUAAACCUCGAUGAACAUAAAAAUGUUGCAUUGUGGUGUCUCGCUUCCCAAUGUUUCUAUAUCAUUUCUCGAAAAGUAAUUGAGAGCGCAGCCAGUACCAAACUCUUCGACCCCACGGCUGACUUCAAGGCUAAAUUCGGCGACAAUUUCCUUGUGUUUGCAGUUGCUCCCAUCAUAAGAAUCAAUGCCAACGUUGACGCUCUAACAGAAGGCGACGAUAUUAUAGAAUUCCAAAAUUUCAACAAGCUUUUUUUUCAAGGACUGGAAAACAAUGUUUUUGGUGAAGAGCUUCUUGAUUAUUACGCUUCGGAAAUUCGCAAAUCGUCCUUCUUUUAUGAAUUGGAUGAGAUAGAGGAUGCUAUAGUGAGAGACAGCUCAUCCCUUGGAGAAGUUACCACAAUACUCGCCUCAUUCCCAUUUGACGAAGUUCUCGGAUCUACAAAUCAACCGCCGCUCCUGACAAAAGUCAAUCUCACAAAGAAAUGUGUUGAGACUCUUGCUGAUUUCAUGAUUUCAGAUGGGAAAGCAAGCCAAAUUUUAAGACGAACUUGUUUGGUAUACUUCGUCUCGAGGUGUGCGUUCGCCCUACGACGGUUUAUUUCUAUCGUUUCUCUACUUAAUGAAGCGCCUGUGUCCAAGGUGACAAAGGGCGAGAUAUACUGCGUUCUUAGUGGAUUUCUGAACGUGGCACGACAUUUGAAGGUUUAUGCUGCUAGCGAGGAAUUGAAUGAACUUGGGAUCCUCUACGCGCUUAUUUUAAAGACAAUACCAAGCGCUCACAAGGUAAAAGGAGUUCAGUUGAUCAUUCAAGAGCUUUCAUUAACAUUAACUCAGAAUCAAGUUAAGAAAUAA
Molecule: messenger RNA, 4824 nt
Organism: Lachancea mirantina
Lineage: Eukaryota; Fungi; Ascomycota; Saccharomycetes; Saccharomycetales; Saccharomycetaceae
Source: the annotation of a GenBank genome assembly